CUGUUUGUUGAGCUAUAGUUUCUCUGAGAAACGUGUGUGUCUAAUGAAGGUUUUGUCAAGUUACAUCAGUUAUUUAUUUGCUGGGAAGAUUUUGGAGAGCUAAACAGACAUGAUGGUAUUAACAACAUGCAUGGAUGGUUCCUAAAACUUUUUAAAUCUGGAAGGCAAAACAAGAACAGCAAAGCAGGCGAUAAACCAGCAGGGGCUGCUAGCUUCGAAUCUAUAUCACCUUCAUCUGCAUCAUCAGAAAGAACAUCCGUUGCAAAACCACAGCAGUUAAGGACAGCUCUGAGUUCAGAGCUGAGAUGGAAACGGAAAUAUGACGUGUUUGUGUGCCACAGCUUCGCCCAGAAAGACAUUGAUGAGGCAGAACGCCUGGUUUCGUUCCUUGAGACCCCACCCCGCAGCCUCAGGUGCUUCCUAUGGCACAGGGACUCAUGUCCAGGAAGUGCUAUAUCCACAGAGUUUUGCAAGGCCCUGGAAAACAGCCACCUUCGGGCUCUGCUCAUCACUCCCAACUUUGUGCAGGAUGAUUGGUGCAGUUACAUGAUGCACCAGACCCUGGCAGAGAGACCCAUGUCCAACACGAUGAUACCCCUUCUUCUUGACUUGGCCCACUCUCAGUACCCACAGGAACUGAGGUUCUACUACUACAUUGAUCUGAGCAGGAAUCAUGACUACGGUUUCAAUGUCGUCAAUAAGACCGUACAAAGUUAUUUGGAGAAGUUGAUUCAAAGUGAAGAGAAACUGAACUACAGCUUGGGUGACUCAUCUGAAGCUGUGCAUCAGAUGGAAGAGACGACACGCAAGGAAGCAACAUGAUAUUGGUGCAAAACCCGGCAUCUUGCAGAUCUCAAGAUUUCUACAUGACCAGAAGGGAUGCAGCAGAGAGAUAAAAGCAUCAGAGACAUUUGCUAUGAUCAAGACUAAAAUAAAUCUAUGGUUGUGUAAUAAACACACUACUGCUGAUGACUAAACCCACAUUACGGAUACUUUUGGUCACUUCCUGCAGUGUUUUGAAAAGCUGUUUCACUCUAGGGACGUCUUUAGUCAUACUGGGUGGUGUGUUCAAGAUGUUCUCACACCUCAACACACAGUCAUCUUUGCAGGAAACUGUAACUUCUUUUCUUUGUCAGAUUUAAAAAAUGUUGUUUGGACAUGAAGCACCCACCCAUAACAAAUUCCUUUAAAAAUAAAAUCCACUUUUACACUUGGCUUGAAUUUAGAGAAAAGGUUAUGUACAGAAAUAUAUUUUUAAAAAUAGGUCCUCAGACUCAUCUCAUUGAAAUAUUUGGUAACACUUUAUUUGAAGGGGGGUGAA
Messenger RNA from Poecilia reticulata (guppy), 1321 nucleotides. RefSeq names its product toll-interleukin 1 receptor (TIR) domain containing adaptor protein (gene tirap). Gene Ontology annotation, biological process: positive regulation of canonical NF-kappaB signal transduction; positive regulation of chemokine (C-X-C motif) ligand 2 production; toll-like receptor 4 signaling pathway. Lineage: Eukaryota; Metazoa; Chordata; Actinopteri; Cyprinodontiformes; Poeciliidae. Gene Ontology annotation, molecular function: Toll-like receptor 2 binding; Toll-like receptor 4 binding. Gene Ontology annotation, cellular component: cytoplasm; plasma membrane. The record is from RefSeq and is a predicted model, not a curated record.